AUGGCCCCGCAACAACUCCUUGUCCCCCAAACAGAAAAUAUUGCAGACGUCUACGCAACCGAUGAUGCCUCGGCGCGGUCUGUUGCCCCCGAGAUAAAGGCUCGUUGGCAGAACCUCGUCAAGCAAUUCACCGAGACUUAUGGCAAGAAGCCGGAUUUCGUUGCACGCAGUCCCGGCCGUGUCAACAUUAUAGGCGAGCACAUUGACUACAACCUUUAUGAUGUCCUGCCCACAGCCGUCAGCGUGGACGUCAUUAUCGCAGUUAAGGUCGUCCCAACAGAAGGAUCCGAAGCUACUGUGAAGAUCUCCAAUGUCAAUUCUCAGAAAUUCCCCUCCCGCGAGUUCAGCGUCCCCUUUGACAAGGGUGUUGUGAUUGACCCCAAGAAACAUGAGUGGAUCAACUACUUCAAAGCAGGUUUGGUCGGCGCAUUGAAGUUCCUCCGCAAGAACAACCCAUCCAUGAAACCGACUUCCCUCGAGAUUCAUUUGGACGGUAACGUGCCUCCUGGUGGUGGAAUUUCCAGCAGUGCUGCGUUCGUGUGCGCCAGUGCCUUGGCUGUUCUCAAAGCCAACGGCCACAAUGUGUCCAAGGAGGAUCUUUUGGACUUGGCUGUUGUAUCUGAACGCGCCGUGGGCGUUUACUCUGGAGGAAUGGACCAGGCAGCUUCCAUCUUCUCCCAGCGCGGAUUCCUCCUGUACACCAAAUUCUUCCCCAAAUUCUCCGUUGAACACGUCCCUAUUCCAGUCGCCGAUGAGGAAAUUGUAUUCCUCGUAGCACAGAGCUUCGUUACGUCCAACAAGGCCGAGACUGGUCCUCGUCAUUACAAUCUUCGCGUCGCCGAAUGCACAUUGGCUGCUGUUGUGCUAGCCAAACAACACGGGAUCAUCUUGGAAAAGGAUAACAGUUCAUUGGGUUAUAGUCUAAGAAACUUCCACGAAGAGCUCAUGCGCAAGCAAGGGCGUCUUCAGGAUCCAUUGGAAUACCAGCUCGAUUCGAUCAUCCAGACCACUACAGAGAUUUUCUCCCAAGAACAAGGUUAUACACGCGAGGAGAUUGCAAAAUUCCUCAACAUCACCGUUCCCGAGCUCGAAUCCCAAUUCCUCUCCUCCUUCCCUGUCGAAGCAGAACGAUUCAAGCUUCGUCAACGUGCCCUACAUUGCUUCAAGGAGGCUCGCCGUGUACUAGAUUUCAAGGCUUGUCUCUCCCAUGCAAACAAGCUCGACAUCAAACGCAUUCACUACCUCGGCCAGCUGUUGAACGAGACACAAGACUCGUGCCGCGACGAUUACGAAUGUAGUUGCCCCGAACUUGAUCAGAUUUGCGAAAUUGCUCGUCGCGCCGGUACUUGGGGUAGUAGACUUACUGGUGCAGGAUGGGGCGGCUGCACGGUGCACAUGCUACCCAAGUCCAAGGUUGAUGCUGUUAGCAAGGCAUUGCGCGAUGAGUAUUAUUCUAAGCUCUCUGGCGUUACUCAGGAGCAGCUGGCACAGGCUAUUGUUAUCAGCAAGCCGUCUAAUGGGUCUUUUGUGGUUCACGGCGCUGCUUUGGAAGCGUGA
Talaromyces marneffei is the source of this 1557-nucleotide messenger RNA. RefSeq lists its product as uncharacterized. The record is from RefSeq and is a predicted model, not a curated record. Gene Ontology annotation, cellular component: cytoplasm; cytosol. Gene Ontology annotation, biological process: carbohydrate phosphorylation; galactose metabolic process. The coding region runs from base 1 to 1557 and encodes 518 amino acids. Gene Ontology annotation, molecular function: ATP binding; galactokinase activity. NCBI's taxonomy places the organism in Eukaryota, Fungi, Ascomycota, Eurotiomycetes, Eurotiales, Trichocomaceae. The transcript has 3 exons.